Triticum dicoccoides is the source of this 960-nucleotide messenger RNA. RefSeq lists its product as uncharacterized. The record is from RefSeq and is a predicted model, not a curated record. The coding region runs from base 306 to 518 and encodes 70 amino acids. NCBI's taxonomy places the organism in Eukaryota, Viridiplantae, Streptophyta, Magnoliopsida, Poales, Poaceae. The transcript is spliced from 2 exons.
AGGCAGGGAGGGGAGGUUAAACAAGGCCGGGAGCUCCAGGAACUAUAGAUUCUUCCCGUGGGAUGCCAUGCGAGGACCAAGGCAAGGAGGAGGAGGAGGGAGGGGGACAGGACGGACGCAGGUAUUAAAAUUCAGAGCCGUGUAAAUCUCCUGUCCUUUGACCUGCGAGCUGUCUUCGCUCCAAUGCCCUUGAUCGGCUAUAUAUAUGCACCGAACAUACAUAGACACUCAGGUGCAGCAGGUUAGCUGGAUUGAGGUGAGAAUCAGUUGAGAGGAGCAGAGCGCGCAACGGGUGUGGAGAAGGCAUGAGGUUGCUAGGUGGGAUUGUGAGGCUUGUUGCUCUGGUGUUGAUGUUGGUCGUCGGUUCGUCGGUUCACCAGGCGGUGGGAGUUGGUGCUAUCAGGCUGCACGACAGAAGGACGCACGGGGAGCAGUGGGCGGAGGAGAGGAUGCAGAUGAGGUCCUACAUGACCAUGGACUACACCCGCGUCAAGCGCCGCACGCCCAAGCACAACUGAUUCAGCUAUAGCUAGCUAGAAGAAAGCCUCUUGUCUCCGGGCUCUGGCUCCUUCAGCAGCGACCGUCUGCUCAAAUGUGUUAGCAGGGGAAGCUCUGGAUUCAGCUAGCGAUCGAGAAGAAGCUCUCAGCUCCCCUAAUCCUCCUUCUUACUUCUUUAGUAGUAUGUGUGUGUAUGUAUGCGUCCGGCGUGCAGAUCCAUCUGUGCACGCAAAUUUUGCCCCCUGACCAAAUGUUAUUACUACUAGCUUGAUUAAUUUAGGAUAUAUACUUACGCAGUUAUUAUGGUAGCACUAGCAGUGUUCAUCUUUCAGUUACACUUUUGUAAGAAGGUACUGUAGUAAUGUGGAUUCGUUUGGUGAAGUCCUGGUUAUUUCCCCUGUAAGUGAGGAGUGAUCAUGCACUACUGUAACAUCUCAAUCGUAAUGGAACCAGACGAGCCCA